UGAUGGUUUGCUCGACUACUGUAUUAUUGUAUUAAUGUUAUUGUAUUAAUGGUAUAUAAUAUUAAUAUAAAGUGCUGUAUAUUGUAUUCAAUGUAUGACUCACUGUAUUGUAUGCAAUCAAAGGGUGGGAAUAGUAAGCAAUUGUAUUGCAGUGUAAGUGUAGUGUAGUGUUGAGUGCUAUGCUAUGAUUGAGUGCAUACUUCUAGCCAUACAUUGCAUACAAUUAGUAGACUCGAGUCGACCAUUGAGUACAACCAGUCAUUGAUUGACUGAUUCAUUGAUUUGUUGACAUUUAGUGACCAAUACGUCAACACUAGUGAUCACUUGUUUGUGUUGACCAUUGAUUGUGUGAGUCUGUCAUCUGUGAAGACAUCCAGUGAUUAGUUGUGGACAUGUCGUCAAUUGACGCCAACGAGUGUAACAUCAAAGUUGUGUGUCGUUUCCGACCAUUGAAUGACUCGGAAGAAAAGGCCGGAUCAAAGUUUAUCGUAAAAUAUCCACAAAAUACUGAAGACUGUGUGUCCAUUGGGGGGAAAGUCUAUGUGUUUGACAGAGUUUUUAAGCCGAAUGCAUCUCAAGAGAAAGUAUAUAACGAAGCGGCAAAAGCUAUAGUGAAAGAUGUUUUGGGCGGUUAUAACGGAACUAUCUUUGCUUACGGACAAACUUCGUCCGGUAAGACACACACCAUGGAAGGUGUUCUCGGGGACAGUAUGUUACARGGAAUUAUACCUCGUAUUGUUAAUGAUAUUUUCAAUUAUAUCUACUCAAUGGAUGAAAACAUUGAGUUUCACAUUAAAGUUUCAUAUUUUGAGAUUUAUAUGGAUAAAAUUCGUGAUUUACUUGACGUAUCAAAAGUUAACCUCUCUGUACACGAAGACAAAAACCGAUGUACUUUUGUUAAGGGAGCCACAGAACGGUUUGUCACGUGUCCUGAAGAAGUUAUGGAAGUGAUAGAUGAAGGCAAAGCCAAUCGUCAUAUAGCAGUUACAAAUAUGAAUGAACACUCAUCGCGAAGUCAUUCAGUCUUUUUAAUUAAUGUUAAACAAGAGAAUCAAGAAAACCAAAAGAAAUUAACGGGAAAAUUAUAUUUAGUAGAUCUCGCGGGGUCUGAAAAAGUUAGCAAAACGGGUGCCGAAGGAAUGGUAUUAGACGAGGCCAAGAAUAUUAAUAAGUCAUUAUCGGCCUUAGGAAAUGUUAUAUCAGCCUUAGCUGAUGGAAAUAAGUCACAUAUACCCUAUCGUGAUAGUAAAUUAACUCGAAUAUUACAAGAAUCAUUGGGUGGAAACUCGAGGACAACUAUUAUAAUUUGUUGCUCUCCGGCCUCUUUCAAUGAAAUGGAAACAAAGUCUACACUCGAGUUUGGAAAGAGAGCAAAAACUAUUAAAAAUGUUGUCGUUGUUAAUGAAGAAUUAACUGCCGAGGAAUGGAAAAGACGUUAUGAAAGAGAAAAGGAAAAGGUUUGCAAACUUAGAGCUCAACUUCAGAGACUUGAAGGUGAAGUGAAUCGAUGGAGAAGUGGAGAAACAGUGCCUAUAGAAGAACAAGCAAAUAUGAAAGACUUGGAGGCCAGUACUCUUAGUUUAUCUGAAUCUGUCCAAAAUAUAAGUGCUGUGGCGGGUCCGGUCACAUCGGACACACACAUAGCUCAAUUGAUUACCUCUUCGGAACCGUUAAGUAAUGAGGAAAGAAUGAAAUUCGAAGAGGAAAGGACCCGUCUUUACGCCCAAUUAGAUGAAAAAGAUGAUGAAAUCGAUAAAUAUAGUCAGCAUUUGGAGAAAAUUAAAGAACAAGUGCUCGAACAGGAAGAACUAAUUGGAGCCGCGCGAAGAGAUAAUGAAUUAUUACAACAAGAAACCACUCGAAUUCAACAGGAAAAUGAAUCCGCAAAAGAAGAGGUCAAAGAAGUUUUGCAAGCUUUGGAAGAGUUGGCCGUUAAUUAUGACCAAAAAUCACAAGAAGUUGAAUCAAGAAAUCGAGAAUUUGAAAAUUUGAGUGAAGAUCUGAAUAUUAAGUUAAGUGCUUUAAAUAGCUCUCAAUCAGAGUUACAGCAAAUGAAAGAACAAAGUCUUCAUCAGAGGAAACGACUCAAUGAGAUGCUCACUAAUCUUAUGAAGGAUUUGGGAGAUGUUGGCAUCAUUUUAGGAGCCAACCCGAGCUCUGUUAUCGGCGAACUUAAAGUGGCCGGAGAUAGCAAUAAAAUGGAGGACGAGUUUACUGUUGCGAGACUUUAUAUAAGCAAAAUGAAGAGCGAAGUAAAGGCCUUGUGUUCUCGAACACAACAAAUGGAAAGUCUUCAACAAACAUGCAAUAAGAAGAUUGAUGCCCAAGAAAAGGAUUUGGCUGAGUGUCGACUUCUGAUUAGUCAAUACGAGGCUAAGAUGAAGUCAUUACAAGAGUCAAUGCGUGACGUGGAGAACAAAAAACGAUCGCUUGAAGAGGCAGUCGACCAAUUGAACGAAGAAUGUACUAAACUUAGGGCCGCAGAAGAGAUGCACGACGUGACCACCAAAGAGAAGCAAAAAGAGAGAGAUUCUGUCGAAAAAAUGAAGAAUGCUUUAGAACAACAAAUUGAAAAACAUAGGGAAAACCAUCAAAAACAGUUGGCAGCUCUUAGAGAUGAAAUUGCAGAGAAACAGUCACUAAUUGAUCAAUUAAAAGAUGCAAAUCAAAAGUUAACAUUAGCUCAGGAAAGACUGCUUCUUGAAUAUGAUAAACUCAAGUCUGAAGAACAGGUAAAGAGCGCCAAACUGCAAGAGAUGACACUCAUGAAUGACCGACGAGAACAGGCCCGACAAGAUCUGAAAGGACUCGAGGAGACUGUUGCUAAAGAAUUGCAAACACUUCAUAAUCUUAGAAAAUUGUUUGUUUCAGAUCUUCAAAGUAGAGUUAAGAAGUCUGCCGCCGGAGAAGAAACAGAAGACUCAGCUAAUUCUGGCGGUUCUGUGGCACAAAAGCAGAAGAUAUCGUUCUUAGAGAACAAUUUAGACCAAUUAACUAAAGUUCAUAAACAACUUGUUCGAGACAAUGCUGACCUUCGAUGCGAACUUCCAAAGCUUGAAAAGAGAUUACGCGCUACUAUGGAAAGGGUUAAAGCUCUGGAAGGAGCUCUUAAAGAAGCAAAAGAGUCAGCUAUGAAGGACAGGAAAAGAUAUCAAUACGAAGUGGACAGAAUCAAAGAGGCCGUCAAACAAAAGAAUUUAGCCCGAAGGGGACAUAUGGCCCAAAUCGCUAAACCUAUCCGUGCGGGUGGUGGAGGAGUUCCCGGUAAUAGAAAUGCAGUCAAUGCUAACAUUCAAAACAAUAAUAUGAUUCGAUCGGUCACUAGGAAUCCUCAACAACGUAGAGAUAUUAUCGACAAUUAAUUGACGACUCUUUUAUAGUAAGAUU
Messenger RNA from Oppia nitens, 3387 nucleotides. It is a transcript of the gene Khc, whose product is annotated as kinesin heavy chain-like. The coding region runs from base 393 to 3362 and encodes 989 amino acids. The transcript has 10 exons. Gene Ontology annotation, biological process: microtubule-based movement. The record is from RefSeq and is a predicted model, not a curated record. Gene Ontology annotation, molecular function: microtubule motor activity; ATP binding; microtubule binding. Lineage: Eukaryota; Metazoa; Arthropoda; Arachnida; Sarcoptiformes; Oppiidae.